GCUAUGUCAGAACAAACAGCGAGUUUCUCUUGCAGUCAGCUACGCCUCGCUCUCUCUCCCAACACUGAAGAACUGGUUUGUGAUAACAAACACGCUGCCUGACACAUGCUCUCAGUCGCUAAGACGCCCCACCUCUCCGCACUCUGCUGCCAGCUGUUUGGGUUUAGGCCUGCAGUGAAGAAGGCCGCCGGAGUCAUGCGUCGGCACCUGGAGCUGGCCGGCCUGGGUCUGUCCCUCACGGGGUGGUUCUGCGCCAUCCUGACGCGCUGCCUGGCCUUGUGGAAGGUCAGCGGCACACUGGACAACACCACAGCCACUCUGCCGGCCUACUGGGACGGGGUGUGGCUGGAAUGGGAUCACUGGGACCUGGCCCACGAUGGGCGUCUGCACUGCUCCUUCUACCAGUCGCUCAUGUCCCUCUCAGGAAGCUUCCGCACGUGGAGAGCCCUCAUCAUGGCUGCAGUGGGCGCCGGGGCUUUUGCCUCUGUGAUCGGCGCAGCGGGAGCCGUGUGGUUUCCCAGGCGGGGGCAGGUCAAGGUUUUUUCAGGGGCUGCCUUUGUUCUCUCUGGGAUACUGCUGCUGGUUCCCACUGCCUGGACCUGCCACCACUCCAGCCAGCCGCUAGAGGGCGCUUUGCACGUGAGGAGAGACUGGGGACCAGCCUUGUAUCUGGGAUGGAUCUCCUUUGCUCUGAUGCUGGCAGGAGGGCUCAUUCUCACCACACGGUGUCCCAAUUUAGAGGAACGGGCUCAGACCAGUGCACCUGAGGAGGAGGAGGCUACUCACCCACUGGGCAGGAUCAACAGGGCCACAUUCACACACAGCCAGUAUGAAAGUGGAUCGGUGCCAAUUUAAAAAUUCACGUGUGAAUAUUUGAGAAUGUGCAUGGAGUUUGACACUAGAAUGACUUGAGCGCCGUUCCUUGCCUGCUGUUACUUCAGCAAGAUGGAUGCGAACUUGUAGCUGUGGGAGCACAAACACUGAAAUCAUGAAUCAAUGAUUUUAUUGAGGAAGCAGGUGGCCUUUUGGAUUUGAAGUGUAUUGUGGAAGUUACAAUUAGCACAUGCAGACAGCAUCUUUAUAGCGUAGAAAGCAGUCCAGUGUGUUAGUUGUGUACAUUUAGAAUGAGAUUCGGGUACUUUGUUGCUUUGGUUUCUGCCAUUACUGAAGCCGACACGCUCUCUGCUGUACUUUCAACUUGCAUCAUUGUUCAGCUAAGGCCACAAACGUGUCGUUCCUAUGCAGGUGCAUCUCGAAAAAUUACAAUAUCAUGCAAAGGUUAUUUGGAUUUCAGGAGUUCACGUCAAGAGACCAGUUAAAAGCUCGGGUUUUUGCAGUUCCUUGGCUGAUUAGCGCGUGAAACUGUUGUUUACAAUACUGUGCUUUGUAAAUUAUUUUAUUGUUGAAAAUGUAAUUUUUUGAAUGAAACAACAUUCUUUAAACAUUUCACGCUGUGUGUAGUGAAUUGUAAGUUUUACGUUUGGAUUCAAAAUACUCAUAAAUGAACUUUUCCAAGAUAUUCAAAUUCACCGAGAUGCGCCUGAACAUGUUAAGAAAAUACUAAAGUACAUCAACACACAAGCCCUUUUCCAGGCAAACUAUCCCAUAGAUAAUGUAAAUGGAAUUUGACGUGCGUUGUGUGCGUUUCUUUAACUGAGCUGUGACAUAACCAUUCCGAUGGCAAUGUGGGAAACUACGUUUUCAUUUUGUUCUUAAUUCAAAAGAUAUAAUUAGGGCUGUCAAAAAUAGCAUGUUAAUUAAUCACGUUAAAUGUUUUAGCAUAAUUAACGGUAUCGUGGCAAGCCACGCCUCUGUUGUGGCGACGGCGGUGCGGUGUAGCGCCCCCCAGUCAGUCUGCCUCUGUUAUAACUUUAUUCUGACCUGAACACAUCAACAGCAGUGCAAGUCCAACAUCACGUACGUUAUCUCCCGCUCACAAACACGUCUCUGGUCCGUUUAGCCUGGGAACUACACUUCCUCGUUGCCACGAGACCACCGCAAGCUGCAUUCAGGGACACUCCGGACAUCACUACUUACUAUACGUGCAUUUGUGGUCUAAAUAAACUGAAAGGCAAAGAAAAACAGUUAUGUGGAUAUUCUUAUCACUCACUUUGUAACUUAGUACAAUUUGCUGCAUUCAAGUAUGCCCGGAAAUUCCAGAAAAUAAAGUCAAAACCUUCCAACUUAAAUUACGUGGUGUUUUUGAAGGCAACCCCGUUUUGCUCAUAAAACGGUUAGCGUGUUUGAAAUGUUCUGCUCUAAGAAACUAGCGUAAGGUAAAUAGUUUUUCAGACUUGUGUGCUAUCUUUUAGUUUGAUUUCAAUUUUCAGUUCAUUUGGAGCUGUUAAUACAUACAAAGAUAUUAUAAUCCUGUCCUGUCUUUAUCUUUCUUUCAAUAAAAUACAGUAAA
Messenger RNA from Dunckerocampus dactyliophorus (ringed pipefish), 2410 nucleotides. Its product is annotated as claudin-3-like. NCBI's taxonomy places the organism in Eukaryota, Metazoa, Chordata, Actinopteri, Syngnathiformes, Syngnathidae. Gene Ontology annotation, biological process: cell adhesion; bicellular tight junction assembly. Gene Ontology annotation, cellular component: bicellular tight junction; plasma membrane. The record is from RefSeq and is a predicted model, not a curated record. The transcript has a single exon. The coding region runs from base 106 to 855 and encodes 249 amino acids. Gene Ontology annotation, molecular function: structural molecule activity.